AUGAAUAUAGAUUCAAAUGCUCAAAUUAGAUAUGGUAAUGACUUAUCUGAAUAUAUUCCCCGAUUAUAUCGUUUGUUAGACUUAUGCAAAGAUGAUUGUUUAAAUCACCUUGCGGAUAAAAUAAUUAUUUCUAAGGAUUCUUUAAAGAAACUAUGUAACGAUAUUGUCCCAUUAAGUUUCAAAUCUAUUUCUGAAAUUGAUUAUAUGAAAUUGAACUCAACUUCAUUUCGUCUCAUUGGUUGUUAUGGAAAUCAUAUUUUAAUCGCAAAACUUUUAUUGAAUGGAGCUAUAAUUAAUCAACAAUUAUAUGAUUUGCUUAUUGCUUCCGUAUCAAUUGACAAUACAAAUACUCCUUCAUUACGUCCAGGAAUUUACUUAUUGAUAGUGAAUACUGAUUUAGCUUUAGUCAUUCAUUGGCCCGAGAUUGGAUAUUAUGAAGAAAAUUCUUCUUCCAAACUUAAAAAGAAUAUGAUUAAUUUACAUAGAUAUUUGACAAAGCUUACCGAUCAUCAACUUUGUUUUAUGAGCGAUAAAGACCUGGAAAAUUUUGAUUGGAAUCAUCCCAACUCGGACGAUGAUGAUGACAUAUGUUAUGAAUUUGAGGUUAAAAAAAACCAAGAACGAGAAGACUUCAAAAUCUAUCCAGGCUUCGAGGUGAAUUUAUCUGAUAAAAUCAAAACCGAGAUAAAUAAUAAUAUUCAAGAUGAUAUACCUUUAUAUCCAAUUGUUGUGGGAUCGGCCACAAACCAAUCGUUUGUUACUCGACAAUUGAUAAAGGUAGCUUCUGAAUUACGUUCGGCUGCGCCAAUCUUUACUGCGUUUGAAUUUCAACGAGAAUUACAGACAAGAUUAAAAGGACGAAAGUUACUUAUUAAUCGUGAAACAAUGAACAUGAAAUCAUUAGAGAUUUUAAUUAAACAUGGAUUAAAAAUGGAAGAUGAGCUUCUAAGCCCAUCACGUAAUGCGAUUACAGCUGCGAAGAUUAAAUAUGAUAAAAGGAGGGACCAAGAAAAAGACGAAACAAAUAAAGAUAUUGGGAUAAUUUCAAAUUUGGCAUGGAAAAAAUUACGCGAUAGUUAUAGAUCUUUUGAAGAUUUUAUGGGUCCAGAAUCUUCCGAACAUGAAAAUAUUAUAAGUGAUGAAGAUUUAGAAAGAAUUCGUAGAAAAUAUCCUGACAUGGAAGCUCAAAUUAAUAAAAAGAUUUUAAUUAAUUCCAGAGCUUGGAGUAAACUAAAGAAACGAUAUGCACUAACUUCGAUAAUUGUUAUUGAUAUACUUAAAAUGACUCAAAAAGCUGGGAAAAGCAAUGAAGAGGCUAUAAUAAAGAUUUUUUAUAAUUUGUUCGUAGAUGAAGAAACUGAUGCAUAUAAAUUAGUAAAAAAACAUACUGAGAAACCACAAUCAUCUGGUGUUUUUCCAGGGAUCUCUAAUUUAAUUUCUUUUUCUAGUGUAAGAAUUAAUCAUGCAGAUGAGGAAUCGACUAAAAUAUCCAGAACCUUGUCGGAUAUAAAAUUUGUACAAGAUCUUGUUAAUUCACCGUUUUUUGGAAAGUUUAAUGAUCUCAAACAAAAAAUCCUGGAUGUUUUCUUUGAAGAAUACCAAAAUUGGAGAAAGAAUACUUAUCCUAGUAACAUUAAGGAAAUUUUGCCAAGAGUUUCUUUUAAUAGACAAUUAGCAGAAAGAUUAACCAAAGAAUUUGAACAAGAGAAACAAGAAAUUGAGGAUUUCGAAUUUAACAGAAUUUGUAAUGUCAUAGAAGAGAAAUAUCAAGAUGGAUCUAUGCGACUAAAUGUACGAAAUAUAUCAGCUUCUGAAAGUAUGUUUUCAAAUGGAUAUCGCUUCCAUCAUGAAAUUGAAACAACUCAGCCAGAUCAACUACAGAUAACAAUUUAUGAAACAUCGUUGGAACAGGCAGAUACUCUUCAACUUCAAGAAGAUGAAUUACAUGUUCCAAAUCCAACUUUACCUUCUCAUUAUAGUUGUGGGCAAUAUGGUACAUCAUUUCAUCUUGAUCCUCAAGUCUAUGACUUUAGGAAAAUAUCCCAAUUUGAUAAUCAUAAAUUCCUUCUUGUUUUAUGGAACAAAAAAGCAUCAAAAGCUGAAAUAUUUUUUGAUACUGCUCAGAAACUAGCACAAAAUUUCAAACAAUCUUAUUCAAAUAGGUCAUAUAGGAUAUUAAAUACGGAUGAAAAUUAUUUUAUUGCAGUAAAUGAACCCAAAGAAUUAAUUGCUAUAUUUGACACAAGGAGGGCGGUGUUAAACAUUUUAUCUUUCAGUUAUGGUCAAGCAAAUUUAUACCCGCGCAAUUCAAACAUCCAGUUAUUACAAUGGUAUAGUGGUACGGUUCCGGAUAUUCAAUAUUUCUUGUUUAUUAAGGACACCGAGGAUCUGUGUUUCGUUGAAAAAAGUGGUCGUGCACGUAUAUUCAACCUUAUAAAUCAGCAAUUUCGACCGGCAGUUUGUAAUCUUCCACCAAGUACAGCAAAUGUUUUAAGUUCUCCAGAUGGUUCUUGUAUUGUAGCGUUUGUGAAAGAAAAAAUAAAAGUUGAAAACUCUACUAAUGACGAGAAUGAAAACGAUGAGGAAGACAAUUUAACCGAUGAUGAACAGAAUUCUACUAAUAGAGAAAGCGAUCUUAAGGAGAUAUGCCGUGCAUAUGUUUAUUUUUGUACAAAUUUUGGAAGUUCAGUUAGUAAAGUUAUCGAUUUACCGCCAACUAUUCAAUCCUUAGAAUACUUACAAUUCACUUGUAUAAAUAAACUACAAAACCACUUGAUGUCAUUGGAUUUGGAAAAUGGAUGUUUUAAUUCGAUAAUAGUAAAAAUUACUGUAGAGAGAAAUCAAUAUCGUUUCCAAGAACAAUCAAAAGAUAUCAAACCUGUAAUAAAGCCAAAUAUUCUUAUUGAUGCUUAUGGAUUAAUGUUUGAGAAAUAUCCAAUCGAAAAUUGUAUCGAUUCCGAACAAAACUCCUCUCUUAGUUUAAAAAUAGUUAUUGAUAUUGAUGAAAAUAAUGAAAUUGAAAAAUAUGGCAAGAAAUUUGAAGAAUAUAUUACCAAAAUAUUUGAGAAUUUAAAGCAUUCUACAAAGAAACCCGCAGAAAUACUAAAGAAAUUUUCUACAUCAGUUAUUGCUUUUCAAGAACUUGAUAUUGAAAACACGAAAUAUCAGAAGGAAUUUUCAUCACAAUAUAAUUUAGGAGAAUGGAUUAUUCAACUUUGUUGCCUAAUUCCUAUACAAAUAGCAAAAAUGAGAAACAAUUUAUUUCAACCACUUAAAGAUGGAUUGUUAUUAGAUGAAUCUGAUCAGGUUGAACUUGAUAAUAAUAGUUAUAGUUUUUAUUUGGAUGGUAUAGUUAAAAACAUUUCUUUCGGAUGGUAUGAAGGAGUUUUCAAGUAUUUUGGUAAUAAAAAAAUAAAAAUUGUUUCAAGCAUGGGUGAACAAUCAUGUGGAAAAUCAUUUAUGUUAAAUCAUCUUAUUGGAACUACAUUUGAUGCAUCAGCAAUGAAUUGCACUGAAGGUGUAUGGAUGUCAUUAGUAAAUACAAAGGAAUAUAUAUAUGUUGCAUUUUACUUUGAAAGUUUAAAAUCUUACAAAAGAACUCCGCAAGAAGAGUUGUUUUUGAUACUUUUUAAUACACUUGUAUCAAACCUUAUUCUCUUUAAAGUUGAGAACCAAUCUUAUGUAAAAAUAGAUUCAUUGUCAAUGAUGCAAAGGUUUCAAGAUGGAGUUGUUUUAUUUGAAUCAGAUUCAAAAAUAUCUCAGGCAAAUCUUUGUAUUAUUAUAAAAGAUGUUCCAAAAACUAAAAGAGAAUAUACGAUCAAAGAGUUAAAAUCAAAAAUUUCCCAAUUGGUUUCAGAGGAAGGCGAAGAUAAUUUUAUUUCAAAAAUGUAUAAAGGAAAAGUAGAUUGUAUUCCUUGGCCAAUUUUUAAUAAUGAUGCAUGGUUUAAAGCCUUAUCAAUUGUUAAUAAAAAGUUAGAAAAGCAAGAAGUAAAAUAUGAAAAUGCUAUAACAUUUUUACAGAAUAUAAAAGUAAUUAUGGCUAAAUUAAAGAUAUGUGACUGGGGUUCAUUAGAUGAAAGCCUCAUACAGAUUCGUAUUGCCAGAUUAGGAAGAUUACUCCCAAUUGCUAUUUCUUAUGGUUUAGAACAAAAAGAUUCUGUUAGUAAACAACUUUUGGAUCAUGAUACUGGAAAACCAAUUGAAGAUCCAACAGUUAACUUAACUGAUAUUUUAGACGAUGUUGAAUCUAUUGAAUUAUUACCAGAUGCCAAUAUUCAUUUAUAUGAUGAAAAUGAAUCUUUUGCCCAACUUUCUGAAGAUUUAAGAGACCAUUUUGAAGAGACAGUGCAAUCACGAGAAGUAAUGUCCGAUGAAAACAAGUGGUUUGAAAAUUAUGCUAAAUUCUUGAAUUAUAUUGUUGAGCGUCGUAUAUCACGUGUUCGAAAAUGGUAUGCACAAAAUACUGUUAAAUUGCCACUAGAUAAUAGUAAUGUCAUCAAUAGAAAAAACGAUAUGGAACAAAAACUUGAUAAAUUAACUCUAUUAUGGACCUUAUGUGGAUUAAUAUGCCAUCAAUGUCACUUAAAAUGUAUAAAAAAUUUCAACCAUGAAGAUGAUCAUGAUUGUUUAACAAAUCAUAAAUGUAAUUUUUCAUGCCAUUUUAUCGAAGCUCACAACAAAAAAUUAAUUCAGAAAUGUAAUUAUAAAUCUGGGCAUGAAGGCAAACACAUGUGUAAAAGAAUAAAGCAUUUAUGUAAUGAACCAUGUAAUCUUAUUGAUAAGCGCAAUUGUCAGAAAGUUUGUUCAAAAGAAAUAGGACAUCCUGAUGGUGAACAUUUAUGUCAAUCAACACGUCAUUAUUGUGAAGAAAAUUGUUCAUUAUCAACACGUACCGUAAAUGGAGAUUAUCAUUGUCCAAAUAAAUGUAUCAAACCAUGUGAAGAACCCCACGAUUCUCACCGUUGUGAAAGUGAAACUUGUCCAAUUCAAUGUUCUAUUCCAAAUUGUCAAAGAAAAUGCCAAAGUAAUGAUCAUUUUCAUUCCUAUUCUGGUUUCUUACAAGUUGAUCAUUUUUGUGGGAAUGAACAUCAAUGUCAUGAAUUAUGCGAAGAUGAUGGUGUAUGUAAAGUGGUAAUUGAACCUAAAAAGCAACCUCAAGGAACGCUUAUAAAGUAUGUUCAAUUAAGUGAAAGAUUAAGAUGCAGUAAAAAAAUUCCUCCAAAUGAAUCUAAACAUAUCGGAAAACAUACACAUAAUGAAAAUGAGUUUCAUUUUUGUGAAGCACAAUGUCAAUUCUGUGGAUAUUUCUGCACAUUGCCUUAUGGUCAUAAACAACUUCAUAAUACAAAACACGGUAUUGAUGGUAAUAUGACACAAAUUAAAUUUUCUGAAGACAAUGCAUCGGAAUAUACAAGUGUUGAUAGUCAAGGAACAUUUACUCUUUGUAAUAUGCAUUGUAAAAAUUUAGGCAGACAUCGUCACGUUGGUUAUUGUCAAAAUGAAGAAAUUUGUAAAUUAAGGAAUGAUAAUGAUAGACAUGAUUUAAAACAUAUUAAUGAACAAAUUCAGCCUAAUCCUGAUAGACCAAAAGAUUUCAUUUCACAUAAAAUUUUCUGGAAAAGAACAGGUUUCAAAGAUCCUUAUUCGUAUCAAGAGAAACAAGAUUUUACAGAAUUCGAUAAUGAUGAGCAUACAAUUACUUGUUUCAAUCUAAAAUGA
Messenger RNA from Rhizophagus irregularis DAOM 181602=DAOM 197198, 5718 nucleotides. RefSeq lists its product as uncharacterized. Lineage: Eukaryota; Fungi; Glomeromycota; Glomeromycetes; Glomerales; Glomeraceae. The record is from RefSeq and is a predicted model, not a curated record.